UUUGGUAGAUGGGUGGGGCUGUAGAAAGUGACUUGUGUCACUUCCCUGGUUCGGCGUGUUGUUGUUGUUGGUGAUCGGGGAGAAUUAGAGAGGAGUUAUCGGCUGUGUGAGAUGUAAAUCCUGAGCGGGAGUCAUGUGUGCGGCCAGGAGGGAAGCAAUAAUUUCCAAAGUUUUGACAAGACUGUAUCCAGGACAUGUUUCUAGCCCUGCCAGUAUCGGACAACCAAAUGGCAAAUCUGAAAUCGUCACUCAGGUACAAAGAGCUGGAGAAUUACAUUCAGAGGUUGCACAGCCCCCAGCACUGUCGUCAACAGGUUUGGAGUCUGAAAGGAGCGAGGACAUUGGGCAAAAUGAAUGUAACAGGUCAGUUGACGGUGAGCUGAAUUUGGAAAACAGUAUUGUACCAGAGAACAAUGAAAAGGAGCUUAUGCAUCAUCAAAAGAUCUAUACUGUGAGUCUUCCUCCAGGUGACUAUGUACCAGGUCCUCAGAAUAACAAUGGAUCCUCGACCACAGAAAACUCAGACAUCCAUGAAGAUAUAGAAGAGAACCAGCCAGCGAAGAGGCGAAAAAGACGCAGGCAGCGGAAGAAAGAAAAUUCUGCAUCCCAUUCUGCCCCUGACAGCAGAAACCACCAGAAACCCACAGAGGAUCAAACUCUGAAAUCUGAAAGCUUGUUCAUCAAUAAAAAUAAAAAGAGGAAACUACAAAGAAGGAGGCAGAAAGAAAGGUUGAAAGCAGCUGGUCUUUGGCCAAAGAUGAAGACUGUAGAGUUAACAAAUCAGCCUGAGACAGGGAUGGUGGAUGCAGUGGAGCAGUCCAAUGCACAAAGUGAGGAGGAGCUGAAGAAAACAGAGGACUUGUUGGAUUUCCUGCAAGCAACUCAAGAGAUCUACUUCACUGAAUGCAAAUCACUAUGUGCAGAUUCUGUUCUGUCCACUGAACUGGUGCUGGAAAUAAUAAAUCAAAUCAAGAAUGGUGCAGUUCCUUUCUCUGAACUGUGCCUCUUACAUCAGCUCAAGAGUCUGCUUCUCCUACAGGAUAUUGAAAGAUUAAAAGAUUCAUUGGACAGCUUCAAAAAACAUUCCUCUAUGCCUGUUGAUCACAGACUGGCUCUGCAUUCUCUAUUUUGUUACUGGAUUUCAGACAUUUUACCAAUAAAGAUAACAGCUACAUCUUAAUGGGUAUCUACAUUUUAUGUCUUAAAAAAAUGAAUAAAAAGCUUUACAUGUAUACAACUUGUUUAGUUUAUUUAUAGCUAAUACAUAGUUCGGACUUGUGAAGAAAAAUAACAAAAAAGCUAGCUCAAAAUGCAGAAAACCUAAUAAUUUUUGUUGAAGUAAGGUUACUAAAAUAUUUUGAGAGGUUGCUGUGUGUAUCUAUAUUUUAUCCCAUUGACUUUGUAUGCCUUUGAAUAAACCUGCAAGUUUCAAUUUAUCCAAAGUUUUUCUAUUUUCGUUUUCAGACAGACACCAGUGGACUUAAUAACUUUCCACUUACCGUAAAUGCCUCAACUGCUUUGAUGGUGACACCUCUGCAUCUGAUUUUGCCUAUUCCUGUCAUUUAUUUUUAAUUAAACAAUUGACCAAUAA
Rana temporaria (common frog) is the source of this 1591-nucleotide messenger RNA. RefSeq names its product glutamate rich 1 (gene ERICH1). Bases 134 to 1180 code for a protein of 348 amino acids. NCBI's taxonomy places the organism in Eukaryota, Metazoa, Chordata, Amphibia, Anura, Ranidae. The transcript is spliced from 8 exons. The record is from RefSeq and is a predicted model, not a curated record.